This is a messenger RNA of Myripristis murdjan (pinecone soldierfish), 3919 nucleotides long. It is a transcript of the gene arhgef25a, whose product is annotated as Rho guanine nucleotide exchange factor (GEF) 25a. The record is from RefSeq and is a predicted model, not a curated record. Lineage: Eukaryota; Metazoa; Chordata; Actinopteri; Holocentriformes; Holocentridae. Gene Ontology annotation, biological process: axon guidance. The transcript has 18 exons. Gene Ontology annotation, cellular component: extrinsic component of membrane; cytoplasm. Gene Ontology annotation, molecular function: guanyl-nucleotide exchange factor activity. The coding region runs from base 266 to 2506 and encodes 746 amino acids.
CACAUCUAGAGGGGACAGAUAUAAACUAGUCAUCCAGUUAUUAUGGACACAUUACAAUGUAUUAUUAUUUAUUUGUAUCCAUACUAGCAUGCAACAUUUCUUCAGAGAAGCUAUAAGAAUGUGUCAUUUAGCAGUAUCCAUUCUGUAGUUUAUUUGCCAUGCCUCUCUUGAAAAUUGUAUAAAUAAUUUAAUUUUUUCGACAUCUCUGCCUUUUUUGAUAGUCAUCAUAAAGAGGCAGGGGAAAGAGAGAGGAUGACAUGCAGCAAUGGUCCUGGGCUUGGAUUCAAAGUGGCAUGCACUCUACCAGGCUCUACAGAAGAAUCAGGGGCGCACUGACCAGAUGCUGGGAGCCAUGGCCGACAUGCUUACUUCCCUGGCUAUACCCAAUCAACAGUGGCUCACAGAAGCUGGUGAGGCGGACCCCCCACCUAGUGAGGAGGGCAAGGGGACUGUCCCGGGCCAGUGGGAGUCAGCGGGCCUGGACUGGGAGCAGUGCAGCAGCAGCAGCACAGAAAACACAGACCAGAGAGAAAGAACAGACUCAUACUCGGCAGCAGGCAGUGAGGGCAGCAUCUCCACCUCCGUGGCGUCACUGCCGCCCCAGGCAUCAGGCAGCUCGGCUCCCAGCUCCCCAGGCUCCAGACGCUCCGUGAGCACACUGAAGAAGUGGCUUACCAACCCGGUCCGCAAACUCAGCGCCGGGUCCGCUGCCAAGGGUGAGCGGCAGGUCCGCAAACUGGAGGGAAAAGCCCCACCUCUUCCGUCCCACAGCCAGAGCCAGGACCUGGGCAGCCCCUCAGGGCCUGACGAGCCCCUCACUAUCCUGCCCGUCACCCACAGAGAACUGGAGUGGAAAGAUGCCCUGGCGAGUCCCGAGGACCUGUCACCUGCAACGCUACAAUCUCCCAGCUACAUAACUGACUCCCUGAUGGGCUGCACCUCGCUGCCACAUGCCCAGGACGCUCAGUCCGCCAGCAUCCUGCCAGAUGACAGCGGCUCUGUCUUGAUGGACGACACCUCCAGCCAAUCGUCAGCCGCGGCCGACACGGAGGAGGAGAGAAGGAGUGCCUUAGAGAAAAGCAUGUAUGUACUGAAGGAGCUUAUUGAGACAGAGAAGCAUUACGUGGCAGACUUGGGGUUCAUCGUGGAGGGCUACAUGGCCACGAUGAGCUCUAAAGGCGUGCCGGAGGACAUGAAGGGAAAAGACAAGAUCGUUUUUGGGAACAUUCACCAAAUCUUUGACUGGCAUAAAGACUACUUCCUGGGUGAGCUGGAGAAGUGUUUGGCAGAGCCAGAGAGACUGGCUCAGCUCUUCAUUAAACAUGAGCGGCGUCUGCAUAUGUACGUGGUGUACUGUCAGAACAAGCCCAAGUCGGAGCACAUCGUCUCCGAGUACAUCGAGACUUACUUUGAGGAGCUCCGGCAGCAGCUGGGCCACCGGCUGCAGCUCAACGACCUGCUCAUCAAACCUGUCCAGAGGAUCAUGAAGUACCAGCUGCUGCUCAAGGACUUCCUGAAGUAUUACACCAAAGCAGGGAUGGACACAGAGGAGUUGGAGAAAGCGGUAGAGGUGAUGUGCUUUGUGCCAAAACGCUGCAAUGACAUGAUGAAUGUAGGCCGGCUACAAGGCUUUGAGGGGAAGAUCACAGCGCAGGGCAAGCUGCUCCAGCAAGACACCUUCACUGUUACCGAGCAGGACAGCGGCUUCUUGUCCCGAGCCAAGGAGAGACGGGUCUUCCUGUUUGAGCAGCUGGUCAUCUUCAGCGAGCCAAUCGACAGGAAGAAAGGUUUCUCACUUCCUGGCUACACCUUUAAGAACAGCAUCAAGGUGAGCUGCCUGGGGGUGGAGCCCAACGUGGAGGGCGAUGCUGGCCGCUUUGUGCUGACAUCACGCAAUGCCGACGGGAGCGUGGUGCGCUUCCAGCUCCAGGCCUCCUCCCCCGAGAUCGGCAGGGCCUGGGUCAACGAUGUGGUGCAGAUCCUGGAGACCCAGCGCAACUUCCUCAAUGCCUUACAGUCACCUAUUGAGUACCAGCGGCGAGAGAGCAAGUCCAACAGCCUGGGCCGGAGCAUGAGGCCCCCCCUGUCUGCCACCACCGGCCUGCGGCCUCACUCCUCCGCCUCCAUCGACCGCCACAAGCUGCCCUUCCUGCACUCUCACAACACGUCGCUGCCCACGCUGUACCUGCCCAGCCAGAGCCAGGGCCAGGGACCCGGCGAGACGUACCCCCUGCGGGAUCCAACUUCGGUCCAGCCGUGUCCCUCUGACCCCCAGACUGUUUCUCCAUCGCACGUCCAACUGGCCUUUUCUGAUCAGCAUAACUGCCAAGCUGUGUCAAAUGGGCUGUGCAGCCUCCCCACACAACACACACAGCAGAGAGCAGGAGAGGGCUGCCGCAGGGGUCAGGCUGCUGACGCUGCGAGCCAGGCUCCAGCGUCGGGCCCCUGUCCCUCAUCUGGACGGCGCUCCAGCAACCUGACCCAGCUGGCUGAGGACGACCUAUGAACACUGACACUACAUCUGUCUCCUGGGCCAGGAGGACGGCGGCUAACACCACAGUUGUAGAGACAAGAGGACUCAUCUGUUUGUAAUUAUUGUCAGGCAGGACGCUUUCCUGGUUCAGCAAUGACUUCUGGAGGCCAAUGAAGGAACAUGAAGGAAUAUAUGAAGGAAUAAUAAAAUGAAACUAGAAAGUGACUUUGCUCCUGUUUUUAGAGAGCUUUUCCAUGCAAGGUGACGAGCCUUGGUCACCGGCUGUGUAUAUGAACAGCACCUACAGAGAUGUUACUGGGCUGAGAGUAACAACACUCUCUGGACACUGUUACAGCAAUUUCUUCUUUAUACCAUUUUGAGAGUUUGCAUAUCUCACUCUUCUGUCUUUCAAAGGGCAAGGAGAAUUUGUUCACAGAAGAUAAAAAUAUCCAUUCCUGACUGGGGCGGUCACUGGAGUUACGUGUGUGCUUGAAUUUGUAUGUCUGUGCACGUGUAUGUAUGUAUGCGUUUGAGCGUAUGGAGGUGCGCUCUUCUCGUAAACACUCGUAUUAAAGCUCCUCGAUCUGAGGAAGAGCAUUUUGAGCUUUUUUCAGUUUCCUCACACUGCUGGAUUUUUCUGACGCCCCUUUGUGAAGACAAAUACAGCUAUGUUAACACAUUUUUUGAUGUCAUUUCCCUGCUGACAAUUCGCUGUUUGCUGUUUAUGUAGACAAGAAUGGGAACGGCAUACCACUUGAUCUGAGCAUGCCUCAAGGAAUGGACUCACUCAAACUUGAAUUUGAACAGAAAGUGGAGAACUUUCUUUAUUGCCACAGUGUUGAGAGCCCCUUUGCUCUCUUCUCUUCCCUUAUUCUGUUUGACCGAGAUUGGACCUCGUUUGAUCUGGACAAAAAAGGGGUGAGGGGGCCCCCUGGAGGUCCUCCGUGGGUAUGAUGUCACUUCCGAAUACUUCUUUCUCUUUGGGCAACUCCAGUGGAGCUGCUGGUGGUUAGGCAGGUGCAAGAGUUUGUAAUAAUGUGGAGGCAAGACAACAUGGCUAUGUUAAAAAGGGACUGCUGUGCUGACCUGACGUGCUCCCUGCAACAUCUCCUCGGUGAUUGACUGGCAUGAUGCUACUUCACACAGAUCUUUGUUUCUAGGCCAAAAUGGGUUGCUUGUGGUUUGAGGACCCAAACGUUCAAGGAGAAAAAUGCAUUUGUUUCAACUAAUAUGAAAUAUAAUUGUUUUGUUACUCAGUUCCAAUGUUGUCAUGUCACGGCGGUGCACCAUUUCAAUAUUCUCUGUCAGCUUUUUGCCCAUAUACACUUCAUACUGUACAGUACUUUCAGUAAUGCCAAGCUUUCAUGUUUCUCCACCUAUACGAUGAAGAAUGGCAGAGUGAAGGAAGACAAUUCAUUUUGUGGUUCCAGCUGGUUAAAAUGAAGG